CGAUAUAUUUGUUUUUUGGAGUUUUGUAAAUAUAUUUUUUAGUUAUACCAUGUCUUCAUUAUUCUAUAAAUUAAAAAAUGAAGUAGACAUCUUACUUACAAGAGAAAAAAUAAAACUUCGGCAGAAUGGGGACCCUGUAUUAAGAAAGGUUGCUCGUGAAGUGCCUCUUGAAUACAUAAAUACACAAGAUUUCAAAGAUCUUAUCACUAAAAUGAUUCUGAUAAUGCGUAGCAAUAAAGGUCAAGGUAUUGCUGCACCUCAAGUUGGUGUAGAUUUACAAGUUAUAGCUAUUGAAUUUACUGAACAUGAUCUUGAAAUGGCUACAAAACAAUAUGGCAAAAAUGAAGUUGAAAAAAGGCAAAUGAGAACAUUUCCUUUGCAUAUUUUUAUAAAUCCUAAGUUAAAAAUAAUUAAUUAUGAAACUACAUGUUUUGAAGAAGGAUGUCUAAGUAUUUUAGGAACAGUGGGAGUUGUUCAGCGAUACCGAGAAGUGCAACUUGAAUUUGUUAAUGAGAAAGGUGUUAAUGUUUUGAUGAAUUUUGACGGUUGGUUAGCUCGCAUGGUUCAACAUGAAAUGCAUCAUCUUAAAGGAUUUUUAAUUGUAGAUUUUUUUAUUAAAAAAAAAAAAUUAUUUUUCAGGUAACAUAACCUUUUGUGGAGACUUUAAAA
Hydra vulgaris (swiftwater hydra) is the source of this 669-nucleotide messenger RNA. Its product is annotated as peptide deformylase, mitochondrial. Gene Ontology annotation, molecular function: peptide deformylase activity. Lineage: Eukaryota; Metazoa; Cnidaria; Hydrozoa; Anthoathecata; Hydridae. Gene Ontology annotation, biological process: peptidyl-methionine modification. The record is from RefSeq and is a predicted model, not a curated record. Gene Ontology annotation, cellular component: mitochondrion.